Trichomonas vaginalis G3 is the source of this 1041-nucleotide messenger RNA. RefSeq names its product Nfx1-type zinc finger-containing protein family. Lineage: Eukaryota; Parabasalia; Trichomonadida; Trichomonadidae. The transcript has a single exon. The coding region runs from base 1 to 1041 and encodes 346 amino acids. The record is from RefSeq and is a predicted model, not a curated record.
AUGAAACAAAUAGGAGGAAAUAGAUCUAAUGGCAAAAACAAACCAGACGGUCCAAGUAAAACACAAGAAUGCCUAAAAAUUCUCGAUGAUUUGCUUAAAACUGAUGAAACCGAACUCCCUUCCGAAAUUUACGAAAAGCGAAAACUUUUAGAAAAAUGUGCAACAUGGAAUGAUCAGUCGGCAGGACGAAUUGAUAUAUUUGUAAAGUUUAUCGAAUUAUAUACGAAACAAGCUGUCAUUCAAGAUCCAGCAAUUGAUAGAAAAGAGAAUUACACAUCCAUUUUCUUUAGGAGAGGAAAGUUAGUAUAUGACACAGAUCUGGAAGAUUUCUUCAUGCGAAUUAUCCUUAAGAUGGUUCAAAUUGACAAAGAAAAAUUCAUACAAUUCUUGGAUUGUAUAUCUUGCAGUAAUAUAUUCCAGGCAAGAACUACUUUGGAAACAAUAAAAAAAUCUUUGGAUAUCUUCGAGAAAAAGCUCAAGAUGGAGACUGAGCUACCUGAUAUGCUCAAAGCAUUGAAAACUAAAAUUGAAGGUUUCAUUGAGUCAAGUGAAAACGAGAAGGACUCAUUACAAGAUUUCUCAAUUUAUCCUACAAGCGAUAACUUUUUCGGGUCAAAUCCUAAAGUUCACAACAAAGCAUACGAUGGAUUUGACUCCAGUGAAGAGCAAGUGAACUGUUUAGUCAAGUUAGAGCAGCUUGAUUUUGUUUAUGAUAUCAAGAAAGCUUUGCAAAAGUAUUUUACAGACAAAUUGGAUGUAAGAGAUAUUUUCCUUUACCAUAAUGUAUGCAUGAUCCCUUAUUCUUUUCAUGAUCCAGAAUCAAUCAUGAAAUAUGAAAUGUUUCUCCAUUUUGAAGUAUUUGCAUGUCCAUAUUGGAAUAUAGUACUCAUUAAUGAUAAGUUAACGAAGCGUUUGGCUUUUGAAAGUUUGUUAUUCUUAUCAUCGACUCCGCAAUUUCACCAUAUUGAUGCAAUCUGCUAUUCAAGGAUGCCCAGCAAGAUACAGAAAAACUCUUCAAAGGAAUUCAUCGAACUAUUUUGA